This is a messenger RNA of Ooceraea biroi (clonal raider ant), 1671 nucleotides long. Its product is annotated as golgin-45. Lineage: Eukaryota; Metazoa; Arthropoda; Insecta; Hymenoptera; Formicidae. Gene Ontology annotation, biological process: Golgi organization; Golgi to plasma membrane protein transport. The record is from RefSeq and is a predicted model, not a curated record. Gene Ontology annotation, cellular component: Golgi membrane.
GAUAGGCAAUACCAGUACUAACUCCCGUAUGUGCUGCUCGUUAGUUAACAUGUGCAAUUAUCGUUAAUAAAAGCUCGCGCUCGCGUAUGACGCAACGUGUUAAUCGAAUGAUAUUUCAUCGAAUCUUGUAUCUGUGAUAAACGACUACACUACUAUACUGCCAAACAUGAGCACCUCAACGGAUCAGAGAAAAUAUAGUGCUCCUUGUCAACCAGAUGUGCACAUAAUGGGCUGCGUCGAGCGCACACAGGGAGACGGCAUGGAGAACGUGACAGCGGAUAAGCUCGAGACCAAGCGAAGCCGAAGCCGUCUGGGCGAUGCUCUUAUUUACCACCCCACAAACUUGAAGCAAUCGGGAUCGACGGCACCCGUCACCCCGACUGGUACAAUAGUAAACCUAGUGCCAAAGAACAUUAGUAAUGUAAAGCAGGAGAGGCGUAUCCUGCACACCUUAAAAUCAAAAGAACCAAAAUUCGUGCCGUACGAGCCGUACAAGGCAGCUGUUAAUCCGAUAGUGCCACUCGAAAAAAAGAACAAAAAAUUGCCUAGGAACGAGCCGAGCGUGAGUGCGGCGGCGGUGGUGCAGCAGGUCGCCGCACUGAAGAUCCAAGAGAGCGACGCGAGAGCGGCGGAUCGCGGCGAGGGGAACGAGGAGAAACUGUCAGAGGACUGGAGCAACGAGAAGCGCGUGUACGAGGCUGAGAUUCGCAAGCUGAGGGAGGAGAACAGCCAGCUGGAGACUCAGUUGAAGUUCCAAGCGCAGGUCAACGGAGAGUUGAAGAACCUGCUGGUCGCCGCGGUGGGUGAGGAUUUGGAAACGAGAGUUCACUUACUGACCGAGGACAAGUUGCAGCUUGCGAGGGCGCUCCUGAACUCCGCCCAACACCUCUCCACGCAUCAGGAGCAAACGGAAUGGUUGGCGGGCCAGUGCGAAGUCUGGAGAAGUAAAUUCCUAGCUAGUAGCCUAAUGGUGGAGGACCUGGCAAGAUGGAAGGCUGCGCUCUGUCAGAGGACGACGGACCUGCAGGAAACCGUAAAGCGAUUAUUGGAGGAACAUACAGGUAUUCGCGACACAUCGCUUAAGACGUACAGGAUGCUCACGAUUCUGCGAGAGAAAUUCGAUCCAGUAGCAGCAACGUCCGGCAGGAGGCACGAACUGGCCAGUACCAAUAUCGUGGACCUCGUGCAGGGAUGCUGUCAACUCGCGGAGAUCCUGAAGGUCAAUCUGCUCAGUGGUGUUCCGGACGCAGAAUUACGGAAGGAGAUCAACCUGACUGGGUUGGACAUGAGGACGCUCGCGGAGAACAACGCGGAGAAGUUGCUGAUGAAUCAAAAGUUACCCAUGACAGGAAGGGAGGACGUUGCCUGUAGCGCGGUGAUGGGCGCAGCGGUUGCAGUCAGCGGACAGAUGUUCCUUCCGCGAUGCGACACCAGCAACAUGACGUGUUGCCCGCACUGCAGCGGCGAGAUCAAACAGAUUUGAAAAUAAUUCUUUAUAACUUUUAUAUCUUCCAUAUACGACUUUUUAUAUCUAAAUAUAUUUAUAAAUAUAUCUAAGAGUAUUUUUAAAUACGAUGUUAAUGUAAACGGCUGCUUUCUUCUCUUAGUUAAGAAGCUUCUGGAGUUAUUUUUAUCGAACAUCAAUAUUUUUCAAAUAUAUUAUUCUUUUUA